This is a messenger RNA of Pangasianodon hypophthalmus (striped catfish), 4350 nucleotides long. RefSeq lists its product as uncharacterized. The transcript has 12 exons. The record is from RefSeq and is a predicted model, not a curated record. Lineage: Eukaryota; Metazoa; Chordata; Actinopteri; Siluriformes; Pangasiidae. Bases 324 to 2480 code for a protein of 718 amino acids.
UUGCUAACUAGGUAGCUAGGUUGCUUGCUGGACUGCAGGGUGACUAGCCUUAAGUUCAUGUCCUGCUCACUGGUAAACUGAGCUCCAGGCAGCGAGGUAGAAAUGUCCAGACUACCUGUUUCAGCUAAGUAGAAUUCACUUUAGUCUUAAAAAUGUUAAAAUCCCAACUCAGAUUUACUUAAUCAUUUAUUCAAGCAUGUAACUCAAGCCAUGAGGUACUCAAGUAGUUGUGUGAAUUCUCGAAUGUGAUUGGUCAAAAGGUGGUGAUUUAUUUUGUAUAACAGCAGCUCCUGAAAAUAGUCUGACUGUAAUUCAAAUCACAGAUGCAUAUAACAAUUUUGAAGAGGGGACAGGAAGCUCCAGUUGAACGGUGCACCACAUGUUGCAGUAACCUUAGAUACCACUGUCCAUUCUGCACAUCUGAAGUGUACCGUCCGAAUGAGUUACAUCAUGUAAAGAACCAUGUGUUCAACCACCUAAGCCUGGCAGUGGAGCAUGAAGACUUCAUCAUAGUCAAAUGCAACUUGCACUGCAGAGACCAAGCACAUUUUCAUUGCUGUUACUGCACAACAACAGUGAUAAGAAAAGUUCAAAUAAUCAGGCAUUUAACAGCAUGCAGAAGACGAUCUCCUACCCCAUCUCCAUGGCCCUGUACAGAAUCCACCUUUGAUACUGAGCCAGUAUCUGUGAGAGAACCAGUGUCCUCCACAGAGCCAGCUUCCAUCACAGAACCAGCAUUCGUCACAGAACCAGUUUCCGUCACAGAGCCAGUGUCCGUUACAGAACCAGCUUCCAUCACAGAACCAGCGUCUGUCACCGAGCCAGCAUCCGUCGCAGAGCCAGCAAUCAUCACAGAACCAGUGUCUGUCAAAGAACUAGCAUCCAUCGCAGAGCCUGCGUCCGACAUAGAGGCAGUGUGCUUGACCAAAAUAGUGUCAAUCACCAAAUCAGCCUCACUAGCAAAGCAUGUUCAUGUACAGAAAAAAGUUCAGUGCACUCACUGUGGAAUUACAGUCAGCAAAAAAAAUCUGGAUAUGCAUAUCAGAAGAAAACACAGUCUGAAGAUGCAUAUAACAGUUUUGAAGAGGGGACAGGAAGCUCCAGUUGAACGGUGCACCACAUGUUGCAGUAACCUUAGAUACCACUGUCCAUUCUGCACAUCUGAAGUGUACCGUCCGAAUGAGUUACAUCAUGUAAAGAACCAUGUGUUCAACCACCUAAGCCUGGCAGUGGAGCAUGAAGACUUCAUCAUAGUCAAAUGCAACUUGCACUGCAGAGACCAAGCACAUUUUCACUGCUGUUACUGCACAACAACAGUGAUAAGAAAAGUUCAAAUAAUCAAGCAUUUAACAGCAUGCAGAAGACGAUCCCCUACCCCAUCUCCAUGGCCCUGUACAGAAUCCACCUUUGAUACUGAACCGGCAGCUGUGAGAGAACCAGUGUCCUCCACAGAGCCAGCUUCCAUCACCGAGCCAGCGUCCAUCACAGAACCAGUAUUCUUCACAGAACCGGGGUCCUUCAUAGAACCAGUUUCCGCCACAGAGCCAGCUUCCAUCACAGAGCUGGCGUCCGUCACCGAGCCAGUUUCCGUCACAGAAGCAGCAUUCGUCACAGAGCGGGCUCCCAUCACAGAACCGGCAUCUGUCACAGAGCCAGUUUCCGUCACAGAACCAGCACUGGACACAGAGCCGACGUCCGUCACAAAGCCUGCUUCUAUCACAGAGCCUGCGUCCGUCACAGAAUUGGCGUCCGUCCCAGAGCCAGUGUCUGUGAACAAAUUGGUGUCCAUUGCCAAAUCAGCCUCACUAGCAAAGCAUGUUCAUGUGCAGAAAAAAGUUCAGUGCACUUACUGUGGAAUUACAGUUAACAAAAAAAAUCUGGAUAUGCAUAUCAGAAGAAAACACAGUCUGAAGAUGCAUGUAACAGUUUUGAAGAGGGGACAGGAAGCUCCAGUUGAACGGUGCACCACAUGUUGCAGUAACCUUAGAUACCACUGUCCAUUCUGCACAUCUGAAGUGUACCGUCCGAAUGAGUUACAUCAUGUAAAGAACCAUGUGUUCAACCACCUAAGCCUGGCAGUGAAACAUGAAGACUUCAUCAUAGUCAAAUGCAACUUGAGCUGCAGAGAACAAGCACAUUUUCAUUGCUGUUACUGCACAACAACAGUGAUAAGAAAAGUUCAAAUAAUCAAGCAUUUAACAGCAUGCAGAAGACGAUCCCCUACCCCAUCUCCAACCUCUCCUCCAUGCUCAUCUAAAGCAUUCACUUUUGUCACAGAGCCAACGUCCAUCACAGAACAAGUGUCCAUCACCAAAUCAGCCUUACUAGUAAAGCGUGUUUGUGUGCAGAAAAAGGUUCAGUGCACUCACUGUGGAAUUACCGUUAACCAAAAGAAUAUGGAUAUGCAUAUCAGAAGAAAACACAAUGUGAAGGCCCAGAUCUUUCGGCAGUUGAGCGGUUAUCAAGUUCCCUUAAAAUAACAAACAUUCCUGAGAGCAGAAGAUCUUGGAAUGCUGAACUUAAUCACACUAAGCAAUAUCUGGUAAGCUACCAAUAUGCACAAUGUUCACUCAUUUUCACUCAUCUUAAUGGGGGCAUUCAAACAUCUCAUCUGUUUGACUGAUCUCAUUUGAAAGCUGAAUUAUGUCCUGGACAAAUCCAGUGACCCAGACAAGCUUAUUGUCUGUCUGAGCCAAACCACAACACUGAAGAGUGCCCAAAAAAGAAAUUUGUUUCUGAGCAGGGCAAAGGCAGUCUGACUCUAGUCUGACUCUUUUAUUGUAAACAAUAAAAAGUUCCCUUAUUGCAUCCAGUACUUAAAGUUUAGAUGCGCUACUUCCCUACUGCUUUUUGAAAGUAUAGUUCAUUAAAAUCUUAUGCAUAACAGCUUGUGACAGAAAGGGAUGAAAAAUGUUUUCUAGAAAUCACAGUUUAUACAUAUUCAAGCUGUUAGUUUCUCAGGCUGGUGUCUUUAAUAAAAUGUCUCGAGAAAUGAUUUUCUCACUCUCUUUUCUAUAAAUUCUUGUGUGGUCCAUGUGACACUUCCCCCUAGAGGACACACUCAUGUUACACGCAAGUAUGAAGACUUUACUCUAUGAAAUUGUCCGAGCAUGACGUCGUCACAUGUUUGCAGAUAUGUGCUUGCAUAAGUAUAAAUCAGCCCUUAAAGUGAACAUGUUCUUACAGAUCAAUCUGGAACACUAUAUUGAUGCUAUUCCAACUAUUCAAGUGAAUACUUAAUACUUACUUAAUACAGUGUGUGUUAAUCUUUUAUAUUUUUUAAUACCUUAAUAUUUUUCAGUAUGCCCUCUGUGUAAUGAUGGAAGUGCAGUUUGACUUCUUGCAGUUUGACAUCCCUGACAUUAGAAAGUGGUGGUGCCUACAUCUGCUGAAGAAAUUUUCUUUGGGAAGUCGAGGUGCCAGCUUCCAUAAUUGAGGGUGUGUCGCAAAGCUAUGAAGAAUUUUACAUUAAGAUGACCUCCUUGUGCAUAGUCUGGUCUUGUCAUUGAUGCUUCAGUGGUGAAGAACAUCAUGGUUGCAGUGGAAUGAAAGAUGGACAAUAGGCAUGUAUUCAGUAGGAAGGUGCUCCAUCCAGAAGUCUAUGCUAUUUAGAAGGAAGGUGCCGUGUUGGCCCUUGCAACUUUUAUCGGACUUCAGAGAAGUAGAUGACAUAUGGGGUAUUUUUCUUUGCAAAUAAGAACUGACAUGGAUAUAUACACUAUAUGGCCAAUGUUAUGUGGACACCUGACCGUCACACUCAUAUGUGGUUCUUCCCCAAACUGUUGCCACAAAGUUUGAAGCACACAAUUGUCUAGAAUGCCUGUGUAUGCUGUAGCAGUAAGAAUUUUCCUUCACUGGAACUAAGGGGUCCAAACAUAUUCCAGCAUGACAAUGCCCCUGUGCACAAAGCCAGGUCCAUAAAUACAUGCCAAGGUUAGUGUAGAAGAACUUGAUUGGCCUGCACAGAGCCCUGACCUCAACCCCACCAAACACCUUUGGGAUGAACUGGAAUGCUGACUGCACCCCAGGCCUCCUAGUUCAACAUCAGUUUCUGACCACACUGUGCUCUUGUGGCUGAAUGAGCAAAUCCCCACAGUCAUGUUCCAGAAUCUUCCCAGAAGAGUGGAGGUUAUUAUAACAGCAAAGUUUGAGUAAAUUUAUAAUGAGAUGUUCAACAAGCACAUACUGUAUGUGUGUGAUGGUCAGGUGUCCACAUACUUUUGGCCAUAUAAUGAAUAUGUGCGAAGUUAGAGACGACCAAGACAUUCAUAUGUCUGCUGUUAUAAACACCUGCUUGUAAAAAAUUUGUUUGUUUUGCCAAUUAUUUUCUAAUAAACAAAAUAUUUUUAA